AAUGGUCAAACAGAUGGAGUGCAUUGGCAUAUAUUGCGAGCUGUCGGAGGACAACUCCUGGGUAGUGCUUUUAUCCUCUACAGACUUGGUUAUUGUUCGCGUGAAGUGGCAUCAGUGUCCUAUUUGAUUCGUCUUUUGGGGGCCACCUUAACACUUGUUUUGAUUUAUCAUUGCUCUUCGAUGACACCCGAUCUCAUUACGAACGAGGUGAACGUUGAAAUGGAUGAAUCACAUGAGCUAUGCGCUCGCCUUAUGGGUGCUUAUUUCACAACCAGUUACUUGAUUAGUACUCGCGCUCUAUACUGGAAGGAGGAAUCAUGGAGAUUGAUUGCUAUUGAUACACGUGCAUUGAUAUGUUCCUUGAUAUUGACGGCUCAAAUUUGGUCCCAAUAUGCGUAUGAAGAACACUGGAGUGGUGGACAUUGGGUUGGCAUAUCGUUGUUCUCAUUUUGGACAAUCAUUGCAUUGCUAUAUCGUUCCUAUGCAACUUUUAAAAUCAAACAAAGUGAUCGAACUGUCAACAAACCGAAGUUGAAGUAA
Molecule: messenger RNA, 540 nt
Organism: Anisakis simplex (herring worm)
Lineage: Eukaryota; Metazoa; Nematoda; Chromadorea; Rhabditida; Anisakidae
Source: the annotation of a GenBank genome assembly